Raphanus sativus (radish) is the source of this 577-nucleotide messenger RNA. RefSeq lists its product as uncharacterized. The coding region runs from base 173 to 379 and encodes 68 amino acids. The record is from RefSeq and is a predicted model, not a curated record. NCBI's taxonomy places the organism in Eukaryota, Viridiplantae, Streptophyta, Magnoliopsida, Brassicales, Brassicaceae. The transcript has 3 exons.
AUUAGAGAAUAUGGAAAAGGGGAGGCGCACGAGGAAGUCAACCUGACACAAAAGAGACUCCCUCCCCUCUUAAUAAAUUCCAAAUUCUUUCGUGAAAGCGUUUUUAACCCAUUCGUUGCGUUUCUUCUGCAUUGACCGUCGGAUCGCCUCGUCCUUACGCGAAUUCACAACAAUGACUCGUGGAAGUCAGAGAGAGCGUGACCGUGAAAGAGCUGCAGCUCGUGCUGGAGGAAAGGGAAAGAAUGCUGACGACGGGUUGACGCCUGAGCAACGCCGUGAAAGAGAUGGAAAAGCAUUGCAAGAGAAGGCAGCAAAGAAGGCUGCUCAAGCUGCAGCCGCUGCAGCUUCUGGUGGAAGCAAAGGAACUGCUAAGAAAUGAUCCUUUUCGUUUCUCCUUUGGGCUUAUUUGUAGACUUAUUACAUUUUUCUUUAUUUCUCUCAAAAUGUGGGUUAACUUAGACUUGAGCUUUGCUCUCGUCUGAAUCCGAACUAUACUGUCUUUCGUGUUGAAAAUUGCAACUGUGGUACCUUAUUUGAUCUUUAUAUGAUUGGUUAUAAAGUAUAAUUACAAAUUUAA